AUGGCAGUGAUAUCCGAGCUUGUUCGUAGGGUCAUAGUCGCAGGUGUAAUACCGAAAGUCAACGUGUUACGUUACUCUAAUGGGCUGAAUGACGUCACAAUGCGGUUCCAAAGCAGUUGUUCAAGUGAUGAUAGUGACAGUAAUAAGGAUCCUAACCCCGGAAGUCCCUCCUUGUAUGAUUGUCGCAAGUUAGGUCACAACCUUUCAGCCAAUAAUGUGUGUCCUCUUUUCAAAACUUUGGAAAACAUACCGACUGGAGUCUUCAGGAACUCUACAGGAGAGAUUCUCGGACGCGGUGCAGGCAAAUGCUGCCACUAUAAGAAUCCGGAAUAUUAUUCCUACCAUCAUAUGAGUUUCUAUGACCUCAACCUUGCUCUAAGACAAUACCGCAAGACUUCACCCAGUACUGAUAGGAAACCUAAUGUUUAUCGGCCACCCUGUUGA
Messenger RNA from Spodoptera littoralis (African cotton leafworm), 444 nucleotides. The record is from the annotation of a GenBank genome assembly. Lineage: Eukaryota; Metazoa; Arthropoda; Insecta; Lepidoptera; Noctuidae.